AUGGCAUUCAAACCACCAGCUUCGUCGUUACAGCAAUGUCUUCGCACAUUCGCAGCAUCUAAACGAGCUUCCUCCUCCUCCUGCUCCGCGAGAACAAUCCGCCCAACAGGCCCGCAACAGAGUCGUCUCGCCUCGACACAGCUCCAGCCUCUCUCCCACCGAUCCCAAGCCUGCGCCCUCUCCAUACCCCGUCUACGACAGCCCCGGCGGCAUUUCACCACGACGUUAGUCGCCCGCAAGGAAGAAAACACCUCCUCCUCCUCAUCUUCCGGCGCGGCCCAACCGCCGUCAUCGACACUAUACACCUUCAAUGACAUUCAGAGUCUGGCCGCGCACCCGGCGCCGAACCGCAUCAUCAUCGACGUGCGCGAGCCCUCCGAGCUGAAGUCGACGGGCAAGAUCCCUGGCGCCCACAACCUGCCCAUCAAGUCCGCCGCCGACGGCUUCUUCCUGGGCGCCGAGGAGUUCGAGGAGCGCUUCGGCUGGGAGAAGCCCACGGCCCGCGACGAGGUCAUCUUCUACUGCCGCGCCGGGGUGAGGAGUCGCGCGGCCGCGGCGCUGGCGGGACAGGCGGCGUUCGGCGGCAAGAUCGCUGAGUUCCCCGGCAGCUGGAUCGAGUGGGCGGAGAAGGGGGGCGAGGUGGAAAAGGUCUAG
This is a messenger RNA of Fonsecaea erecta, 654 nucleotides long. RefSeq lists its product as hypothetical. The transcript has a single exon. Gene Ontology annotation, molecular function: thiosulfate-cyanide sulfurtransferase activity. Gene Ontology annotation, cellular component: mitochondrion. The record is from RefSeq and is a predicted model, not a curated record. Bases 1 to 654 code for a protein of 217 amino acids. Lineage: Eukaryota; Fungi; Ascomycota; Eurotiomycetes; Chaetothyriales; Herpotrichiellaceae.